AUGGCCGCUCUUUCUCCUCCGCCCGGCUACACCGCCUGGGAUAGCUCUCUUCCCGCGCCGGCGCCAUUCUCCGGCGUACCUCCAUUGACAGACACCGUGCCGGAUGAUGUAUCAUCUGUUACGCAUUGGACGCCGUCCCAUUCUAGUACCCUCUACAAGAUUGAUGGUUGGGGAGCGCCUUACUUCUCCGUCAACUCAUCCGGCAACGUCACCGUCCGUCCACACGGUGCCAAAACCAUGGUUCACCAAGAGAUAGAUCUCCUGAAGGUCGUCAAGAAGGCCUCCGAUUCGAAAUCCAACCGAGGCCUAGACCUACAGCUCCCGCUCAUCAUCCGAUUUCCCGACGUCCUGAAAGAUCGCCUUGAAUGUCUCCAAUCGGCGUUCAAUUACGCCGUAAAGUCCCAAGGGUACAGCUCCCAUUACCAAGGCGUUUAUCCCGUGAAAUGCAAUCAGGACCGGUUCGUCGUCGAGGACAUUGUCAAAUUUGGAUCCUCGUUCAGGUUCGGAUUGGAAGCUGGAUCCAAACCUGAGCUUCUUCUAGCCAUGAGCUGCCUCUGCAAAGGAAGCUCCGAAUCUCUCCUGAUUUGCAACGGUUUCAAAGAUGCAGAAUACAUUUCGCUAGCUUUGAUUGCUCGAAAGCUUUCAUUGAACACCGUCAUUGUUCUCGAACAAGAGGAAGAGCUGGAUUCUGUAAUCGAUAUAAGCAUAAAGCUAGGCGUUCGACCCGUCGUCGGGGUCCGUGCUAAGCUCCGGACGAAGCAUUCCGGCCAUUUUGGAUCGACUUCCGGCGAAAAAGGUAAAUUCGGUCUCACUACGACGCAAAUUAUCCGUGUUGUGAAAAAGCUUGAACAAUGUGGCAUGUUGGAUUGCCUUCAAUUGCUCCAUUUCCAUAUCGGAUCUCAGAUCCCUUCAACGACCUUGCUUGCUGAUGGCGUUGGUGAGGCCUCUCAGAUUUACAGCGAAUUAGUCCGCCUUGGUGCUUCCAUGAAAGUUAUUGACAUAGGUGGUGGCCUUGGGAUUGAUUAUGAUGGUUCCAAAUCGACCGAUUCAGAUGUCUCUGUUGGUUAUACUUUAGAAGAAUAUGCAAUGGCGGUUGUUCAGGCGGUGAAGUUUGUUUGUGACCGGAACUCCGUGAAGCACCCUGUGAUUUGCAGCGAGAGCGGACGUGCCAUUGUAUCCCACCAUUCAAUUCUGAUAUUUGAGGCAGUUUCUUCAGGCAAGUACACCGUUCCAACGAUGUCUUCUUUCGACAUCCAGCGAUUCAUCGAGCGGCUUCCUGAGGACGCUCAUUCUGACUACCAUAACUUGUCUCAAUCUGCUGUCAGAGGCGAGUAUGAAGCUUGUUUGGUCUAUGCUGAUCAAUUGAAACAAAGAUGUGUCGAAAAAUUCAAACAUGGGUCGUUGGACAUCGAACAAUUGGCUGCUGUCGAUGGGUUGUGUGAUUUGGUUGAGAAGGCAAUUGGGGCAUCCAAUCCCGUCAGCACUUAUCAUGUUAAUCUUUCGGUUUUCACAUCAGUUCCUGAUUUCUGGGGCAUAGGACAAUUGUUUCCCAUCAUUCCAAUCCAUCGCCUAGACGAACGCCCAGCAAAAAGAGGAAUUUUGUCGGAUUUGACUUGCGACAGUGAUGGAAAGAUUGACAAGUUCAUUGGAGGAGAAUCAAACUUGCCCCUUCAUGAAUUGGAAGGAGAGAACGGAAUGAAGUACUAUUUGGGGAUGUUUUUAGGAGGGGCUUAUGAAGAGGCUCUCGGAGGCGUCCACAAUUUGUUUGGUGGCCCUAGCGUGGUCCGUGUGUCUCAGAGCGAUGGUCCCCAUGGCUUUGCUGUUACCCGAGCCGUGCCAGGCCCAUCCUGCAGUGACGUUCUCCGUUCAAUGCACCAUGAGCCAGAGAUCAUGUUUGAGACCCUUAAGCACAGGAUUGAAGAGUAUGUU
Cynara cardunculus var. scolymus (artichoke) is the source of this 1929-nucleotide messenger RNA. Its product is annotated as arginine decarboxylase-like. The transcript has a single exon. Gene Ontology annotation, molecular function: arginine decarboxylase activity. Gene Ontology annotation, biological process: L-arginine catabolic process; spermidine biosynthetic process. NCBI's taxonomy places the organism in Eukaryota, Viridiplantae, Streptophyta, Magnoliopsida, Asterales, Asteraceae. The annotation marks the transcript as partial. The record is from RefSeq and is a predicted model, not a curated record.